Messenger RNA from Uncinocarpus reesii 1704, 1626 nucleotides. RefSeq lists its product as uncharacterized. Lineage: Eukaryota; Fungi; Ascomycota; Eurotiomycetes; Onygenales; Onygenaceae. The record is from RefSeq and is a predicted model, not a curated record. The transcript is spliced from 3 exons. The coding region runs from base 1 to 1626 and encodes 541 amino acids.
AUGGCUCGCCGUGGUCGUGGACGGACACUUGAGGAAGAGGAAUCCUACGAGGAGGAGCAGUACCGCCUUCGUCCACCCAGAGAUCACCCGAGGGAUCACCGUGAACGCAUCUUUGAGGAGGAUGUGGAAUAUCGCCGUCGGCCCGUAAACGCACGAUUUCGGGAGGUGGACAAAGACAUCUACAAGGAGCGCAUUCGGAGUUCAAGUGCUGGGCCUUUGAUUCUCCGUAAACGCGUGAGCGAUGAGUUUGUACAUGUGCCUCGAGACGUCGAGAGGGAGAGGGAUGAGGUCCGUAUACGUAGGAGAGAACAUAGGUCGCCACCAGUGAGUUUUGAAUUCGACGAACGCAUUGUCCACAAGAGAGGAAAAUCAAGGCCUCGCGAACAUACUUUUCGCCGUGAAGAGGAUGAAGUUGUGAUACGUGAGCGAGAUUACGACAGCGAUAAUUUCUCUCGGCGCCCAAGGCAACGGCCAACUGGGCAUCUCCACGAAAUAGAUGUUGAAAUAGACCAUGGAAGGCACAAGGACGAAAUCCUCUAUCGCAAUAUAUCUAGAGAGCGGCCGAGACCAAAGCUCGAUGAGAGAGAAGACAUUUUCAUUCAUCACGAAGAUCGAAGAGCCGGUCGAGGAAGACAAUUAGAGAAAGAUGAAGUGAUCAUCAGGAGAAAUGUCGAUAGGUCAUCGUCUCGGGAGUCGUCCAUAGCGCCACAACGAUCUAUCCAUGCCCCACCGAUUCAUCAGGAUGUCAUCACGCAUCACAGGCAUAUUGAACAUGGUAGGCGUGGUCGCGGUAUCGAUGACUUGGAGAUCAUACAUCGCCGGGGAAAUGACUAUAAAUCCCCUCCUCCCGCACGACCACGUUUCGAAGAUAGAGACCAGGUUAUGACAUCGCACACCACUACUCGCGGAAGUGGCCAGGAACGUGAUCGAGAUGUCCUAGUUGUCCGCGAUCGUGACCAUCAUCAUGAUAGCCGCGACAGAGCAGAUAUCGCGGCCGAGGCUGAUUAUUACAAUCGCCGUGCUACUGCUGGUUCGUCCAUUGGAGAAGCAUACAAUGGCGCCACACAGGACUGGAGCAUUAUAGAUGUGCCACCCGGAACAAAAAGGGUAACUUUAGACGGAGUCGGCGGAGCAAGUCAAGAAAUCUCAUGGCAGCGAUAUAAUGGCGUUCGACGAUCGAAGUUCAAUGUCGAGGGAGACGAAUAUAGCUCCGAGUACGAUAAGGCCGGCAUCGGCAAGCGUUAUAUGGGAGUGAAGAAUCGCAAGGACAAGCUCUGGACCGAAAUCACAAAAGAUCUGGUCAUUGAAGAAGCACUCGAGAAAGCAGGCUAUGAGUACGAAGAAACAGAACACUUCUUCUAUGUGUUUUCGUAUUUACGAUAUGAUGAUGUUGCUCACCUUGUUCGAAUAUCCGAAGAUUUUAGACGUGCACGACGCGAAAGAAUUCGAGAGAUCCAAGCCGAGCGUGCCAUAAAAACUCAACCUCUCGCCCUUCCAGCUCCGCAUCAGCACUCGACAACAGUGCUAAUAGAUCGAACCACAAGGGAGGUGGAAGAAGAAUGUUACUCAGACGAUGAAGUGGUUCUCGAGCCCGGUCGCCGAACGUACCGGGGAAGAAGAUGGUAG